AUUGUAGUUUGCAAUAUUUUGGUAAAAGAAGAGACGGUUUUUAUUGCUUUUUUUUAUAAUAUUAGUGACAUUCGUAUUUGACAAAAGUAAUAAGAAUAAAAUUACCACCAGUCCUACGCCGCGACCUCGAUUUAUGAAUCCUGCGCCAACGAGCUGAAAUAAUAACUUUUAUUGUUUUUGGUGUUGGUGUGGUAGAUUCAUUGAAAUGGCAUCAACUAGCACUGCAACAGCGCCGUCCCAGGAUGCGUGCUAUAUUUCCUUGCUUGGCUUGGCCGAGUACUUCCGCACAUCCAAGCCGCCGAACAUUAAGAAAUGUAUACAGUGCUUACAAGCGUUGUUCACUUUUCAGCCACCAACCAAGGUGGAGGCACGCACACAUCUACAAAUGGGCCAAAUAUUGAUGGCAUAUACAUUAAACACCGACUUGGCUCGCAAUCAUUUAGAAACUGCUUGGAAACUUUCCGAAACAUUGGUACAUUUUGAUGAUGUGAAGUUUGACACCGCCUCGUUGUUGGCGCAGCUACACGUGCAGUUGGAACAAAAUUCACAGGCAAAGGCAAUGCUGCGUCGCGCAGUCGAAUUAUCGCAACACAAUGUGUUUUGGCAUUGCAAACUACUGUUACAACUUGCGCAAAUACAUGCUUCGGAUCGGGAGUAUUCGUUGGCCUCAGAAUUGCUAGCCGUGGGUGUUGAGUCUGCAGAGGAGACGGGAGCUACUUAUCUCAAAGUGUUGUUUUUGUUGUCACGCGCAAUGAUCCUAAUGAUUGAACGCAAAACAAACGAUGUGUUAGCAUUGUUAAACACGGCAGGAGCCAUCAUAGACAACAACAUAACUAAUUGCCAUCAAAAGGAAUACCUCAAAGUUUUUUUCCUUGUACUUCAGGUAUGCUAUUACCUUGCCCUGGGUCAAGUGAAGACCGUAAAACCGAGUUUAAAACAGCUACAAACUUCCAUACAAACCAUAAUGGCGCCCAACUGGCCGUCGGAUGAAGCGAUAUUUGGACAAAGCGCAUUGGAAAUGUUUGUGUGGUUACCUAAAGAACAGCUUUAUGUUUUGGUAUAUCUAGUGACCGUAUCACACUCAAUGAUGGCCGGAUAUAUGGACAAAGCACAAAAGUACACCGAAAAAGCGCUCACACAAAUUGAAAAAUUAAAAGCGCAAGACGACAAACCUAUAUUGUCGGUUUUUAAAGUGAUAUUAUUAGAGCACAUCGUCAUGUGCCGUAUGGUGAUGGGGAAUCGUAUACUGGCUAUCACCGAAAUCGCUGCUGCACGGGAUGUUUGCCUCGCAACGCCCAAUCGUGGUCUGCUCCGGCGACAUUCUGCACAAUUACAUUGCUUGCUUGGCUUGUACUCAAUGUCAACUAGUUUUUAUGAGCACGCAGAACGGCAAUUCAUUGCCUGUGUCAUGGAAACAUCGGAACGCGACUUGAAAUUGUUUGCCAAUUUAAAUUUGGCAAUUAUAUUUCUACGCACAAAGCGGGAACAGGAUCUAAAACAAAUAUUGGACACCGUGUCGACGGAAAAUACGCACACACAUAGCAGUCAAGCGCUAAUGGGAGGUUUCUAUUACGUGCAGGGACUUCAUGCGUUCCAUAAAAGCAGCUUUCACGAAGCCAAACGAUUUCUGCGCGAAACAUUAAAAAUGGCAAAUGCUGAGGAUCUAAAUCGUCUAACCUCUUGCUCAUUAGUGUUACUGUCACAUGUCUUCCUUAGCAUUGGUAAUUCAAAGGAGAGCAUGAAUAUGGUAACACCGGCCAUGCAGUUGGCUUCCAAAAUACCCGAUAUUCAUGUACAAUUGUGGGGUUCGGCUAUACUCAAAGAUCUUCAUCGCAUGUCUAAGGAUGUGCUGCACGAAAAGGAGGCCUUUGCCAAUCAUGUGAAAUACUCUGAAAACUUGAUAGCCGAUCAGCGAAAAUGCGUCCAGAGUGUGCACCAUUCGUUAAUAAAUUGGUUCAGCUCUGAGCCACCCACAACCAGUGCGACCAGCUCCGACGAUGCUGGCGGUGGUGGACAAAUGCCGCUAAUGAGACAUAUUACGUAAAAUUUACAUCACAUUCAAUUAGCUACAUGAGCACCCAUACACAAAAAACACGAUAGAUUGAUGUGGCUAGCAAAUGAAUUCCAUUCACCUGCAAUACUAAUAAAGCUGUAAUAAUUGAUACAAGAUUAAAAGCAGUUACAACAAGCGUUAUGUACACUUUCAAAUUAAAUUCUUAAUUACAUAUACAUUAUUUUAUUUUGUUUACGUAAAGUAAAUGUAUUAAAUUUUAAUAAGUUUUGACCUAUUCAUCCUG
Molecule: messenger RNA, 2297 nt
Organism: Anastrepha obliqua
Lineage: Eukaryota; Metazoa; Arthropoda; Insecta; Diptera; Tephritidae
Gene: Mau2
Product: MAU2 chromatid cohesion factor homolog
Exons: 3
Coding region: 206-2044 (612 amino acids)
Biological process (GO): mitotic sister chromatid cohesion; maintenance of mitotic sister chromatid cohesion
Cellular component (GO): SMC loading complex; chromatin
Molecular function (GO): double-stranded DNA binding; protein binding
Source: RefSeq, a predicted model, not a curated record